Molecule: messenger RNA, 609 nt
Organism: Budorcas taxicolor (takin)
Lineage: Eukaryota; Metazoa; Chordata; Mammalia; Artiodactyla; Bovidae
Gene: DLEU7
Product: deleted in lymphocytic leukemia 7
Source: RefSeq, a predicted model, not a curated record
AUGGUGGCUCUGCACACCCUUUAGCUGCUGCAGCAGGAGGGGGGCUCAGGGGACCGUCCGGGCGCCCCAGGGAGCCCGCAUGACCUAGACCACGUGCCCACCACCCCGGCGUGUCGCUCAGGCCCAGGGCUGGCAGGGCCCAGGAGAGGGCGGGAAGAGGAGGGCGGGAGCCGGGGGAUCAGGAAUCUGGGGUCCAGGGCGCAGGCGAGCUCCGCCGAGGUGGAAGCUGUGCGAGGUGCCAAAGGGGGCGCGGAACUGCUGCCCUUCCCCGGGGGCCGCGGGCCCUGCAUCCUGGCUCGGAUGGCGACACGCAGCUCGCUGGCCUCGGAGCUGGUCAGAGUGGAGCAGACAGAUGCUCCUGGGCCCCCUCCGCAGGAGCGGUCCUUCCCCAUCCGCCUGAAGGACAGUGUUGAGUUUAGAAACAUCUGCAGUCAUUUGGCUCUACAAACUGAAGGACAGCAGUUUGACAGAGAUUUGAAUGCUGCCCACCAGUGUUUGAAAACGAUAGUCAAGAAGCUGAUUCAGUCACUUGCUAAUCUUCCUUCUGAUGCCCACAUGGUAGCCUGUGCUUCCUGGAGACAGAUCUUACAGAAUCUCCCUGACAUAUGA